Messenger RNA from Serpula lacrymans var. lacrymans S7.9, 1439 nucleotides. RefSeq lists its product as uncharacterized. The transcript has 4 exons. Bases 129 to 1220 code for a protein of 363 amino acids. The record is from RefSeq and is a predicted model, not a curated record. Lineage: Eukaryota; Fungi; Basidiomycota; Agaricomycetes; Boletales; Serpulaceae.
GACUCCGUUUCCGAUAACCAUCCCACAGCCUGCUGUGCUUUUGUAUUGUUCUUUUUCUGUCCUCCCGUGGCGCAUUGUAUAACUCACAGAAAAACGUCUCAAACGAAUCUCUUCACUUUUGACUCGAAAUGUAUUCCAACGGGCUUGGUGCCACCAGUCCUGGACAAUUGGAGCUUUCCAACAAUCCUUUCAUAGAAGACCCAUCCAACCCUCACACCCGCUUUCCCGAUAUCACUGGCUCCAUAUCCUCCCCACCUCCUCAACCGCAAUACCAAGGUCAAGCGUCAUAUGGUAAUGGCCAUCAAGGCCAACCCCAGUAUCAGCAACCGUAUCAGAACCAGGCGCAGUAUCAGAACCCACAGUAUCAGAACCAGAACCAAUACCAGACACCGUACCAAGGCCAGCCACAGUUGCAGACUCAAUACGCAUCUUCGUCGACGUAUGGUCCUCAGUAUGCCGGUUCUCCUGUAUCACUAGCGCCACAGCCUACUGGUCGCCCGUUCCAACCCUCGAGUUCAUUUGGACAACAUCUUGUUUCGCAAGUUGAUUCCUCGCAGCAGCAGCAAUAUCAACAACCACAGCAAUAUGGAGGGUAUCAGCAAGGAUAUCAGCCUGCAUACCCAAACCAACAGUCGCAGCAGUUCACUGGUUAUCCGAACACGGGAUAUAACCAAGGACAACAGCAACAAAACACGGGUUACUUGUCCGAGUUUGAUCCGUAUUCUUCUCUUGGACAAGGGCAAGCACAGGGGGCGGCGCCUUCCCAUGCACGCACGCCUUCGUCAUCAGGCAAUGCACACCCUCGCGACUUUAUCCGUACGCACAAAACAGAACUUGAGGCGUGGGAUUCGUACUCGUGGAAGCAGCUGUUUAAUGCAUUUGAUGCGCUUAAAGAGGCGUGGGGGACGCGAAAACGUGAGAUCGAAGCUCGAAUUUCAGCUCUAGGCGGGAAUGGAGCACCAGGGCUUUUUGGACAGAGUGGAUACGGUGGCUAUCAGGGGGGAUAUGGUGGAUACGGCUCACAGCAAGAGGUCGAGCGCUUGAAAGGGCUUUUGAGAGAAGUAGAAUCUCAUCACGACACUGUUGCUGCAUCUUCCCUCCAGUUGCAUGAAGUUUAUCAGUAUUAUCGUCAGUCAGGUGAUGCUGCUAGCAAGCGGCGAGUCCGCGAGUCCUGCAAUGCUGCGUUGACAGGGCUUCCUGACUUGCCUGGUGCAUGGUAGUAGAAUUAUUAUCAACUUUUCGGGCAUGUUUCAAAUUAUGAUUGUAGUUGUAGUUGCAGUGGGAUCUUCAUGAUUUAUUGUAAUUUUCCCCGCCUUUUUUUUCGAUUAUAUGUCUUAUGUUAAGUUGUGUAUUUAUCUCGCUCACUAGCAGUGUCAGGUCAGAUUACUAUAAGCGCUGCAUAGUAUUCCCGAUGCGGGACGUACAGCACAACCGAAUAG